Molecule: messenger RNA, 1202 nt
Organism: Truncatella angustata
Lineage: Eukaryota; Fungi; Ascomycota; Sordariomycetes; Amphisphaeriales; Sporocadaceae
Exons: 3
Coding region: 321-1202 (293 amino acids)
Biological process (GO): potassium ion transmembrane transport
Cellular component (GO): plasma membrane
Molecular function (GO): potassium ion transmembrane transporter activity
Source: RefSeq, a predicted model, not a curated record
AACGCUAUGGCGAGAUCCGGAUGGACAGAACUCGCAGGCGUCGAGUCCGUGCGACUGUCUAAUUUCCCACUCCGUACCCAACUUGUCAUCUUCUCGAAAACUUUGGUUUGUUAGCUAUCGCAGAUUUAUCUCUCGACUUUCAGUCUUGGAUAAUGAGUACCAUUUCCACCAAAUUCAACAACAUCUCGCCGCGUGAUAUUUAUUUACAGCAGAUGUAUCAACCGAAUCGAGGACCUGCCAGGAACAUCGAAACUAUCCGCCAUUGCUGCCAGUACCUGAUGUCCGGACAAGCCUUUCCCUAGGUUGAUCUUGUGAACGCAAUGUUCUGCCAUCGGACCAGGAAAAAUGACAUCUGGGUCGAAUUGGCAUGGGACGACAUUCAACUUGAAGACUUGAAAUGUAGAUCAUGGACGUCACGUCUAACAUAUAUCUGCAUCUUUAUAUCGACGCUUUUCUCGAUCGUGGGUUCAAUCACCGACGUAUUCGCCACCUUCAAUUUCGUCAUAUUCAACAAAAUCCCAUCCUCGACGUACUUGACGACAUAUAUAUCCUAUGGUGGUCUGAAAGCUAUCUACACGAUCCUCCAGGUGGCAUUACUGGCAAACGUGGGAUACGAAGGUUGGCGGACUUGGAGAUUGGUAAAACGUGGGCGCAUUGCCGAGUGCUACCUGGACGAACCGACUGCGAGGUUGACAAGUUUGAGGUUUGGCAAAGGCCAAGGCUGGACUCGAUUUCUGUUAUUUGUAGAGCUUUCGGGCUCAAAGAGAGGAUUUGACUAUAUUGCCCUCUUCACUUACUUCUGUUUCCAGUCGGCGGUGUCCCUUAUUCUGUUCUCCAGCCCGAGGCAGCUUAUCAACGCCAGCACGCUUUACGAGUUCUAUAUGUCACAGUCCACUACCGAGACAAUUGUACCCGACGAAAGUCCCAUAUUCAAUUUCAACAGAAUGAUAGCGGUGCUUGCCAAGCAUGAUGUCUUGCAAGCGGCAAACUAUUGCGCAAUGCUGUACACUUUGGCGCUGUGGGUUAUCUCUAUUAUCUCGUUAAUGGUUGCCAGCAUGUUGUUCCUCUGCAUUGUGUGGUGCUAUAUCCCACGUGAGGAUCAAGGUCUAAGCCAGUACUGUAGACGGAAAGUCAACCAAAGGCUGCAUGAGAUCGUCGGCAGUAGGUCUAUGCUUGUCGAACUUGAGGAAAAGCUAGAGUGA